GCUCGCUGCGCAUGCGCGUGUGGCAAUUCGCAGAUCGGCGAUAUGAACGCGUGGAUCCCACAUGUGGAGCGCGCGUGUGCCAGUGUUAAAGGCGAGACGCGUGGGGAGGUUGGUCUGCCCUUGUGGCGAUCGUGUCGUCCCUGAACGGAAAGCGGCGAAGCGUGGUCGCUUAAUGGCGGUUUCUGCCGCUGGUGUCGUGGCUUUCUUGAGAACCUUCUUUUUCCAUUCUUGCCUUUCCUGCUGAGCCGCGACGCACGCAUCCGGGGUCCAAAAAGCCUCCUCUCUUCCGCCUUACCGUUUCUGUCGUCCCUACGUUAAAGGCCUGCCGCGUUUGCGGUUUUCCAUCGGUUCCAUAAAAGGCGUUCCCUUUGGACUUUGUUUCGAUAAAAUGGAAGGCGCAAUUCCACAGGCAGGCGAAAUGGAGAACGGCGCGACGGUCGGCGCCCCCGUGAGCGGCGUACCCCGUCCUGCUGGCCACAUGGCGCCGCGCGUCGAAAUCAAGUUGUUCGUUGGCCGCGUUCCUCAGUCGAUGGAAGACGCCGCGUUGCGCCCGAUCUUCGAGGAGUUCGGUGAAGUCAAGGAGGCGGUGAUCAUCCGCGACAAGGCGACUGGCAAGCACAAGAACAGCGCCUUCAUCAAAAUGGACUCGAUUGCUGCUGCCGACGCGGCGAUUCGCGGCCUGAACAGCACUCGUAUUUUGGAGCAGAGCAUGGGUCCGAUCACCGUCAAGUACGCCACAGGCGAAGCCGAGAAGCUAGGUUUUGCAACUUCAUCCUGCGAACCCGGUCAGGAUCAGGCGAAGCUCUUUAUCGGCUCGAUUCCCCGGACGAUGACUGAAGACGAGGUGCGCCAGUUCUUCUCCACCUACGGAACUGUCGAGGAGGUUUUCGUCAUGAAGGACAACGUGCAGAACACCGGCAAGGGCUGCUGCUUUGUCAAGUUUGCCUUCAAGGAGGAGGCUCUGCAUGCAGUUCGCACUCUCAGCGGCAAACACACCUUCGAGGGAUGCACCCGCCCCGUCGAAGUCCGGUUCGCAGAGUCGAAGGCUGCCCGACAGCAGCAGAUGAUGAACCAACAAGCCAUGGGAGGCCCGCAGGGCAUGCGCGGUCCGGGUCGCAUGGGCAACAUGGGCGGCAUGGGCGCCAGCAACAUGGGUGGCAUGGGCGGUCCUGCUAUGGGCAUGGGCAGCAGCACGCAGAUGGGUACUCCGAACAACAGCAAUCCGCGAGCAGCUGGUCAGUGGAAGGAAUACUUCACGCAAGACGGUCGCGCGUACUACCACAACGAGUACACCAACGUCACCACUUGGGAUCGGCCCCAGGAGUUCUAUCAACUCCCUCCCGCGCCUCCGCACAUGGGCGGCGCCGGCGGAAUGGCUGCCGGCUCUGGACAGAGCAGCAACGCUGAAGGUCCCCCCGGCGCGAACAUUUUUGUGUUCCACGUCCCGAACGAGUGGACUUACUACGACUUGAUGCAGAACUUUGGGGGCUUCGGCAACGUGGUGUCUGCCCGUGUGGCGACGGACAGAACGACUGGCAGGAACCGAGGAUUCGCCUUCGUCUCCUACGACAACGUGGAGUCGGCCGCGACCGCCGUGAACAACAUGAACGGCUUCAUGGCUGGCGGCAAGCGCCUGAAGGUGUCUGUGAAGAAGGGGGAGGAGCAGUACGUCCAGCACCUGCUUCAACCCCAGAACAACCCGCAGGGCCCUCGCGGCAACGCCGGUGGCAUGCAGCAGCAGUGGGGAAGCGGCUACAGCCAGGGUGGAGGCGUCUAUGGCGGCAGCGGAGGCCAACAGCGCUUCACGCCUUACUAGAUGUUUUAAAAUGGUUCCGUUCCGGAGAAACUCUUCCGGACUCCCGCUCUCUAGGUAGAAAACUGCGUUGUUUCCAAGAGUGUUCUCUCUGUCUCCGACCGCGGACUUAGCGCACACUACUCCGGCGCAGAGAAUCCAGAGGGUUCGGGGUCGUGUCGCGGCUGGCUCGGAGAGCGGGAGAGGCGCAUGCAGUGCGUUGUGAAGACGGGAUGGAGGCGAGAAUGUAGGCGGAAUGCAAAGGGAGGAACAGUCGCUUCUGAACUGGUUGAGUAAUGAGAGAGGGGAGAUCUAUGAGCUCUCGAGUGGAGACACGUCGUUUUCUAAACGCAAAACAGUUCUCAAGUCCCCAAGUGGAAAACGUGCUUCUGGUGGCAAGAGGAAAGGCGCUCGGCAACAGAGCGACUGCGUUUGAAGACGGUCAAUUGGCUGCUCUCAGGAGACGUACAGGUUCGUGGAGUUUCACGCCGCAACGCGGAGACAGGUGCUGUCUCAGCUGUGAAUUCUCGGACUGUAUCGUCACCCCGGGCGAACCCAGCUGGGGAAGGAAAUGGAAGGAGCAGGAGAGAAGACGGAGCACAGGCGCUUGGCGGACCAAGAGAGAAAGGGUAAGCCAUGGAGAUGACUCGCAUAGACGGCAGAUGUCGAGUGGUUGAGGACGGCAGGAAAUCGGUCUCUGCGUGUAUAGACGUCGUACGUGUCUUACACGAUAGAUGGGCCGAGCAGGCGUCCGCCGUGUGGUCGUCGCUCCUGGACGACGUGUGGGGGUUUUGCGGUCUCUCGUGGCGCGAGUCUCUCGUCGCGUUGUUCGGGUGUAGGGAAGACGCAAAACUAUUUCUUUUUAGGCUCGCUGCCUCAGUCUGAGAAGAGGAAACGAUUUCCUUCGCUCGCGAGGAAGGAGAAAGACGUGGAGCAGACGCGCAGCUGGCCGAAGCGUGAGCGGCUUCUGUGUGUGUAGCGGAGCUUAGAAAAUGGGAGUCUUUUUGAGACAGUUCACUCGUUUCUUGAAUUUUCGGUCUACGUUCUUUGCAUGGUGCGCGUGUGAGAACGUGUAACUCUUUUCUGUGUCCGCUUGGAUGCAUGCUUUGUACUUUCGGAGCACCAGCCGUCUCAGGCGACGGGUAAGGAAAAGGCCCUGCUGUCUCGUAAGCACAGUCCCGCGUCGUGUAGCAAACCUGUGGGUGUGUGCUCCCCUGCAAAAUAUGCAGUCCGCAUCCCGCCACGCAAAAUAGUGCACGUGUGGGUUCCUUGUCACUGUCUCGAUUUACUCUUUUGGGCGAGGACCAGAUUAAGUUCUCUUUUGCCCUUGCGUCCAUCUGCGCAGUCUCGCUGCCGCUCUCGGGCAUCUCGAUUCCAGGAUUUGAAUGUUCCGUCGCACACUACGUAUUCUCAAACGUAUGUGAAUCCUCUAUACAGCGGAUGGAAUCCGUCGAGGUGCUAUCCAUGCCGACAUAUACAUUAUAUAUUUAUAUAUAUAUAUAUAUAUACAUAUCUUCCUAGUCGUACCGCAGAGAGUUGCUCUCUGUAAUUGCUAUUUUGUUCAUCACUCGCACAGGUCAACCGUUCCGGUGUACGUACAUUGCGCGUAGUGGACAGUCGAUGGUAGUGACCCGAGCGCAGGUGCAUUUCUCAGUGACGCGACUUAGGGUAGAGAGUGAUUUGCAUUGAAAGCGAUAUAGUGAAACAUAUGCCGCGUUCUGCUCGCCCUUACCCGUUGAGUAGCAGUUGCAUUUCUUCGCGUGGGAACACAAUGUCUGCAACUGCAUAGUAUAUUAUCGACAGCUGGGGGGUUUGUUCGAGGUACACACGUCGAGUGAACGUACUCAUUCGCGCCUACUGGCUUCGCACGUGCACGUGUAGUCAAUUGGAGUGGAAAGUAGAUGCUUAUCGAGCGAAUCGCGUCCCCGAAUCUGCUGCCUGUACCGAGCUGUACGCCGUACUAUUUUGUACUAUUCUCCCUCUGCCCUCGUUAUCCGACACGUUGUGUGCGACGACCGGGUGCGCACUGUCCACAUCAGUCACGCGUAUUCCUCUUAUGAAUCUACAGGGACAACAGGUUCCAUGUGCCAUGCGAAGAUGUACUUCGUACGCAUCAUUGAAAGGUAUCUUAACCACAAUUGUACAGUCUCAGUUCCACAAAUGGAGGCUUCGUGUCAUACACAGUGUGUCAGUUUCAGUGGAAACAGAUGUCAGGGACACAGUGACUUGUCACCGCGCUAUCUUCUAGGCACAUACAUGCUUAAGAGCGGAAAUGCAGUUUGCGUAAUCGUCCGUCCGUACGUUUUCAAUUAAUGUAGUCGUUCAGGAAACUUAGUACAGCGUAUGAGGUAGUUAUGUUACGCUUCGUUUUUUCUAAACGUCUCCGGCGAUGCGGAAUUCUACAUCGUUCCCGUUGCACCGCAGUGGCGCGUGGACGUUCAGAUGCAGACGAUCUGAAUGCCCCGUAUUGACGAGGUAUACCUCUCUGGAGCGUUUCACAAUUCCCUUUGUCUCCAGAGAGAUAUUUGCAGAGGUGGCACGAUCGAGUAGUUGUUUUACUUGAUCUUACUGCUUCUAAAUGCGAACUUAACGGCUUGUCAAACUGGCUUUUCGUUCAUCCACGUUGCCACUAGUUGGCCGCUGUGGCGGUUAACCAUCGAUUGGCCGAGACAUCGACAAACUCCCCCCAUGCGAAAAAAGGGAUGUGUUCUACAAGCAAACGCAAAACGUUUUUGUAGAUGUUUUAGCCACGUGCUUCUAGGUUGAACAGAGGAGAGCGUGGCACAGUCCGUCGCAGCCGAUGGUGGGCGCCUUCGUUUACAGCUAUAUGUUGGCGCUGGUUUUCAGUUGGCAGGUCUCAACCAGAGGUACAAGGUCAUUCGAGUGCGCAGGGUCUGGACGGACUGCAGUUAAACGAAUACAGGAUAUUCGUGUGAUGAGCGGAGGCGAUGCGGGCAGCGUCGUAAAUACUUUGUCCGCUUGUCUCUGACGUUUUGUAGUUCCCCGCACACACAAAGCUUGUCCUCGUUUUCGCGUCAAGAAUCACGUUCUCUGGACAUGUUUGCUGUUAACCACCUCGACCCCGUCGUCGGCCGGAUCGUCGCAAGGAACACUGGCAGAGGAAAUGUGUCUAUAUGAGGCACGUCCCUCUCUGCAUCACAUGAAUUGCCUUCGCCACAGAUGUCGUGGUCUUGCUCUGAGGGAUGACGGUGUCACUGUGUCUCUCUCAGACUUCGUCAGAUCUAAGGUCCUCAAAACGGUUAGGUAAAGCAGGUUGGAAUAAAUGACCUAGCUUCGUUACUUGAGGUGAUGGUACGAUUGAGGUUAGGCCGCUCUAGCAGCGCUGAGGAGUACUGUCGCAAAUGUGUAUAUCCGUUAACGAGGACAAGUCGUCACACAAACACUUGGGGAAUUAACCAGGUUUUUACUCGCUGUCAGUUGGUACGAGUAUGGCACUUGCUGAACUGUGAACUGGCACUAACGUGAUCGAAUAUCUCACAUUUGGGGCGGAGAUCGAGUUGUCUCCCUCCCUGGAGCCUCACUGUGAAGUGCAUGAGUUUUGGGUCUGCUUGAUUUGAAAACGCAGAUAGCGAAUGUCAAUGUUAGCUGUAGAGCAUCCCGCUAACUGAUUUAUUUCAGCGAGGAAUUAUCCACGGUGUUUUCCACAUGUAAUGCAUGUGUAUGUUGUACUGAUUGACUGUCGCCUGUUGCACCUGAGACUUACAAAUACGCCCCUCCGUAUCCAAAUCUCGACAAUGUACCAAAAUCAAAACGUCUGUCACUAAGAUAAAAGUCGUACAUCCCCGAGAGAUGUAGGUGCUUUGUCAGAAAACGGAUAAAUUGCAUAACAACGCAGUCACUACCAAGUCUAUGGACAAGAAGAGCUGUUGAACUCCCCUGCCCAAGCCGGAAUC
This is a messenger RNA of Toxoplasma gondii ME49, 5706 nucleotides long. RefSeq names its product RNA recognition motif-containing protein. Gene Ontology annotation, molecular function: RNA binding; protein binding. The record is from RefSeq and is a predicted model, not a curated record. Bases 389 to 1816 code for a protein of 475 amino acids. Gene Ontology annotation, cellular component: ribonucleoprotein complex. Lineage: Eukaryota; Apicomplexa; Conoidasida; Eucoccidiorida; Sarcocystidae. The transcript has 5 exons.